AUGGCAUCUGAGUUUUUGGUGGUGCACAAUAGUGGACCAUUUUUUUCAUUGAAGGAUAAAGAAUUUAAACGAGCAUCAAAUAAAUAUCCCGAUUUAAAUAAUGAUUCAAAUAUCACUUAUGAAGCACAAACUGCCUCAGCAACAAUGGACAUUGGUGGAAAUAACUACUUUGAUAAUGAAACAAUCCUAAAACAAUUUGAACGUCUAUUUCAGCUAUUAUAUUUUAAAGUAGCUUACAAAGAUCACGAUUUUGUUUGUCUUGUUGACAACGCCCGUACACACACAGCAGCUGAAUACAGUGUUAAUGAUUUUGCUAUGAAGCCUGGUGGACGGGAACGUAGCCAAUCGUCGAAUGACUAUUGGUCGAACGUCAGCUCGUCGAAUAAUAUUUCGUCGAACGACAUUUUGUCGAAUGUUAAUUCGUCGAAUAAUUUUUGGUCGAAUGACUUUUCGUCGAAUGUUAAUUCGUCGAAUGACGUUUUGUCGAAAAUAUUAAAAAUAUUUCUCAAAUUACUACUUGAUUUAGAAAAUAAUAGUGAAGGAUAG
Rotaria socialis is the source of this 546-nucleotide messenger RNA. NCBI's taxonomy places the organism in Eukaryota, Metazoa, Rotifera, Eurotatoria, Philodinida, Philodinidae. The record is from the annotation of a GenBank genome assembly.